Messenger RNA from Plasmopara halstedii, 369 nucleotides. RefSeq lists its product as uncharacterized. The transcript has a single exon. Bases 1 to 369 code for a protein of 122 amino acids. The record is from RefSeq and is a predicted model, not a curated record. Lineage: Eukaryota; Oomycota; Peronosporomycetes; Peronosporales; Peronosporaceae.
AUGGAAGAUGGAGAUGAUGUGCGUACUCACAUCAACAAGAUGAAGACUUUGGCGGAGCAGCUAGAUGCGGUGGGCGCUCCGGUUACUUAUGAUGAUCUGGUGAUUACGCUUCUCGCAAGUUUGAGCGAGAGGUACACGUCCCUAAUCACUGCUUUAGAGCCAAGAUCGGAAUCGCUGACGUGGGAAAUCGUAACGUCUCGGCUACUACACGAAGAUAUGAAGCGGAAGAAACUAGAGUCAGAUAUUGACGGUGCUAGAAAUGGCCAAGAGCAAGCGUUUGCAACGAUAGAUAACGGACGCCGCAAAGGACGUAUUGCGUCAGCAAAGAUUACAAGCGCGUGUUACUACUGUCGUAAAAUUGAUCACUAG